CCCAUAUUGUGACUGUCGUUUCGUUUGAGGGGGGAGGGAGGGGGGUCAGGCCCGAAACUCACGGUCUUCGUUUCGGGGGCUUCUGCGAACUUUUGCGAUGGUCCCUAAGUAGUUUGUUGCGAGACAGUCGACAGAAGAUAAAUGUAGCAAGCCGUCCAAGGCACUUUGUUUUCAUCGCAGCUGUCUUUGUCUGACUGUAGACAGACAGAUUUCCCUUCUUCAAUCCGCCGAGUGCUUUGCGUAAUUUUCUUAGUCGACAUGCAGUCUGCCGCUCCAACGCUGCCGGUCCGGCAAUACAAGGAUGAGCUUCAAUUUAUUGAAAGGCUUUCCCCUCACUCCUUUCGCAUCAAGAAGGGCUUCGUACCGAAUAUGCAGGUUGAGGGUAUAUUUUACGUCAACAGCCAUCUGGAGAAUCUGAUGAUGGAGGAGCUGAGACACAGUUGUCAGAGCAGAGGUAUUGGUGGCUUUCUGCCUGGCGUGAAGCAAAUAGCAAAUGUUGCAUCUCUUCCUGGUAUUGUUGGGAGGUCCAUUGGCCUGCCAGACGUGCACUCCGGCUAUGGUUUCGCCAUUGGUAACAUGGCGGCUUUCGACAUGUCAAAUCCAGAAGCUGUGGUGUCACCCGGCGGCGUCGGCUUUGAUAUUAACUGCGGUGUGCGCUUGCUGCGCACCAAUCUCUCUGAGAAGGACGUGGCACCCGUCAAAGAUCAACUAGCACAGACACUCUUCAAUCACAUCCCGGUCGGAGUGGGUUCGAAAGGUGUCAUUCCCAUGACAGCAACAAACCUUGAAGAGGCACUGGAGAUGGGAAUGGACUGGUCGCUGCGAGAAGGCUAUGCUUGGGCUGAAGACAAAGAGCAUUGCGAAGAGUAUGGUCGCAUGCUGCAGGCCAAUCCCAACAAAGUCAGCAGCCGUGCCAAGAAGCGUGGUCUACCCCAGCUUGGAACACUGGGGGCUGGCAAUCACUAUGCUGAAAUCCAAGUCGUCGACAAGAUCUAUGAUCAGCACGCAGCUCGCAAGAUGGGCGUGGACCACACCGGACAAGUGUGCGUAAUGAUACACAGUGGCAGUCGUGGUCUUGGACAUCAAGUAGCUACAGAUGCGCUGGUAUCCAUGGAACGUGCCAUGAAGCGUGAUAACAUAAUUGUGAACGAUCGACAGCUCGCCUGUGCUCGUAUCAGCUCUGUUGAAGGUCAGGACUAUCUCCAGGGCAUGGCUGCCGCAGCUAACUACGCCUGGGUGAACCGCUCAUCCAUGACAUUCCUUGCACGUCAGGCAUUUGCCAAGACAUUCCAGUCGACACCCGAUGACUUGGAUAUGCAGGUGAUCUAUGAUGUGUCGCACAAUAUUGCCAAAGUCGAAGAGCACUACAUAGAUGGCAAACAGAAACAACUGCUCGUCCAUCGUAAGGGAUCGACGCGAGCUUUCCCACCUCACCAUCCGCUGAUCCCGGUUGAUUAUCAGCUUACUGGUCAGCCAGUGCUGAUUGGUGGAACUAUGGGAACCUGCAGUUAUGUGCUUACAGGCACGGAGCAGGGCAUGCAGGAAACAUUUGGUACAACAUGUCAUGGAGCUGGUCGUGCACUGUCCAGAUCUAAGUCAAGGCGUAACCUAAACUACGAAGAUGUCCUGGAGGAUCUAUCCAAGAAGGGCAUUUCCAUUCGUGUAGCCAGUCCGAAACUUGUCAUGGAGGAGGCUCCCGAGUCAUACAAGAAUGUCACUGAUGUCGUAGAAACCUGCCAUGCUGCCGGCAUCAGCAAGAUGGCAAUCAAGCUUCGACCCGUCGCUGUUAUCAAGGGCUAGUGCUGCUCGUGUUCGCACAGGUGUGUGGCUGUGAGUAUGUGUGUGUAUGAUUGUGUGGCUGUGAGAUUGUGUGGCUGUGAGUACUAUUGCUGGCGUUACUCUGCCGACACACUAGUCGGCUGUAUGCACGCACACACUCUGGGCUAGCCACACUCCGUGACCGUGCACACGAUUCAGCCAGCAUUAUGACAACGGAGUACGAUGAGGCGCUUGCACGUCCAAACAUCAUACAUACCCUGUGUCCAUGAGAGCGGGCUAUGACCAACGGGCUGUGCCCACUGCGAAUUACCAGUAGUAGUGCUGCAAUGUGUGGUCUUGACAGGCGCCACCACCACCCUCCAUUCUUACCGCGCGGAGGCUGCGGCAUCUUCUACUGUCCGCGAGCCAUUGAGUGCUAGUCUUGCUUCUCAUUAGCGGUGGUGUCAUCAUCACUACUGACUACUGGGCUACUGCUGCUGCUGAUAGUGAUGUGCUGAUCAUGUCUCCUCGUUGUAGCCACACGGCUCAGUACUCCCAUCAGACCCGCUGAUACCAUUCUCAGGUAUUCCCUGUUCACAGAGCAGGAUGCCUUACGUGUAUAAGCUCUUUUUGGCUUAGCUUCCAUGCUGGUUUGUGCAAGGAAUUGUUGAGUUGUUGACUUGCAGAGAAAAGUAUAUUUCUGAAAGUCUUCAUUUAAUCUUCAGGCAUCGCUUCUAACCUUAUCUAUGCACGGUUCUGGAGAAAUAAACCUGAACAAAACAUGCAGAGCUGCAUGGCCAUUUUAUAAUUCUUUCUACUCAUCCCAUUUAGAUUUAUCUGCAAGUGGUACGCCCACCAAGCUGUUGACUUCCCAUGCACUGCUGAAUCGUCUUAGCGCUCGUUUGUUCCGUUUUGCUGCACCACCGACUCUCCUCCUUAUUUAUGUACAUCAUGUGAAGUGUUGGGUUUUGCUGAUAUUUAAAAAAAAUUGUGCACGAGUUUCAA
Sycon ciliatum is the source of this 2763-nucleotide messenger RNA. RefSeq names its product RNA-splicing ligase RtcB homolog. The transcript is spliced from 20 exons. Gene Ontology annotation, molecular function: RNA ligase (ATP) activity. Bases 259 to 1800 code for a protein of 513 amino acids. Lineage: Eukaryota; Metazoa; Porifera; Calcarea; Leucosolenida; Sycettidae. The record is from RefSeq and is a predicted model, not a curated record. Gene Ontology annotation, biological process: tRNA splicing, via endonucleolytic cleavage and ligation. Gene Ontology annotation, cellular component: nucleus; tRNA-splicing ligase complex.